Messenger RNA from Lepidothrix coronata (blue-crowned manakin), 6211 nucleotides. It is a transcript of the gene CGNL1, whose product is annotated as cingulin like 1. NCBI's taxonomy places the organism in Eukaryota, Metazoa, Chordata, Aves, Passeriformes, Pipridae. The transcript is spliced from 20 exons. Gene Ontology annotation, cellular component: myosin complex. Bases 273 to 4166 code for a protein of 1297 amino acids. The record is from RefSeq and is a predicted model, not a curated record.
CGGCGGCGAGCGCGGCUGGCGGGGCGGCGGAGAGAGUGGCACGGAGUUGGUGAGGAUCUCCCUGAGGGAGAGCGAGAGACGCGGCCCGGGACGGGGUGUGUCCGCGUUGUGUGUGUUCCCUUCUUCAUGGGAAAAGCUUAGAACGGCAGUUCUGCCAUUUGUUCUUCUUCCCAAUUAACUUUGCAUCUGAUAUAAUUUAUAUCCUUCCCAUUUGAUGACAACUUUAUGGGGAGAUCAGUGCUGCGAUAUAACUUUUGUGCUAUAAUCCUCUGAUGGACAUGGAGCCAUAUUUUGCUGGGUUUAAGCACGUGCAGCCGGACUACGAAGUCACUCUUGAACUCACGAGUGAGGAGACUCAAAAAACUAAAAGUGCACAGAAUUUGAGGACGGGGUCUUAUGGUGUCAGUAUUAGAGUCCAAGGAAUCGAUGGACAUCCUUACAUAGUACUAAACAAUACAGAAGGAUGUUUAUCAGAAAAUCCUCCUCCUUUUGGAAAAGAGCAGCAGGUCGUUUCUCAGACUGUAAACAAGCCAGCCACAGACUCCAUUACUGCUUCUAAGUUGGAGGAUAAAAUCAACGAACACACAAAAUUUACUGGAAUACAGCACAUGCAACCUUCCAUGCUUAAAAAACUGAAGAUAACCAAUGUAGAUGAAAAGGGAAGUGGAAUGUCAAAUCUUAAAGACGAAGCAAUGAAAUCCUCCAGUUUGUUGAACUUUCAAAGACAUCCUGAACUUUUACAGCCUUAUGAUCCUGAAAAAAAUAACUUGAACUUGGAUAAUUACCAAUCUUCUGUGUGCAGUAAAUCUAAGUCUUUUGCAGAUGAAAAAACUGAAGCAAAGCCUUGGGUUUCCUCCUCUAAAGUAGUGUCCCUACAGAAAACAAAUACGUACCAUGCAGAGCCAACCAAAGCAAGUUCAAAAAAGAUACAUUCGAAUAGGUCAGUAGAAGAUCAAAAUAAGCAGCUGUUGGACUGUCCCAGUAGCAAGAUCAGCCCCAGCGACGUGGGUGUUUCAGAGUCGUUUUCAUCUGCAGGAGGAUCCCCGUGUGUCAGUCCCACUUCUUAUCCAGAGACAAGAAAACCUAGACCAGACGUGCUUCCCUUCCGCAGGCAGGAUUCAACUGGGCUGGUCUUGGAUGACUCACGACGAUCGUCGUCCUCAUCGGCUACUCCCACUUCUGCAAAUUCCUUGUACAGGUUCUUGCUGGACGACCAGGAGUAUGCCAUCUAUGCAGACAAUGUCAAUCGGCACGAAAACAGGAGAUACAUUCCAUUUUUGCCGGGAACUGGUCGUGAUAUUGACACUGGGUCCCUUCCAGGAGUAGAUCAGCUAAUCGAAAAGUUUGAUAAGAAGGUCGAUCCUCACAGGAGAGGCAGGUCAGGAAAAAGGAAUAGAAUUCAUCCAGAUGAUCGUAAAAGAUCAAGAAGUGUUGAUAGUGCCUUGUCGUUAGGUCUUGAUGUAAAUUCAGAUUAUUUAGGUGAAUUCAAUAAAAGCUUGGGCAAGUCAACUGAGCACUUGCUGAGACCAUCUAAAGUUUGCCUUCGCAAGCAGUUAUCCAGGGAUCAGAAGUCGCUUUCCAAAGAGAUGAAGAUUUCUGCUCGAAGUGUUGGAAAACUGCAAAUGCCUGUUAAAGACACUGAGAGCAACAAUUUCAGCUCUUUGCAGCACCACAAACAAAAUGGAGCCGAUACUGAGAGCUCAGUGUGUAGGUCAUCUACACUCCCAGGGCAGAGUAAGAGGGAGGAAGGUAGAACAGUAACUUCCACUUUAUUGUUGCCAAACCGAAUCACAAUUUCCCCUGAUUCAGGGGCCAAGAAGAUUUCUGUAAGAACAUGUUCAUCUGUCCCUAAUAUUCAGGCAACUCCUGAUCUCUUAAAAGGCCAGCAAGACCUCGCACAGCAAACGAAUGAAGAGACUGCUAAACAGAUACUUUACAAUUACCUUAAGGAAGGAAGUCCUGAUAAUGAUGAUGCAACAAAGAGGAAAGUCAACUUAGUUUUUGAGAAAAUUCAGACUUUAAAGUCAAGAGCUGCUGGAAAGACACAGGUUUCGGAUUCUUCUGCUGAAGUAAAAGCAUUGGUUGAACAAAAAGCAGAACUUGAAAGGAAAGUGGAAGAAUUAGAGAAAAAACUGGAUCUGGAAAUUAGGAAUCAGCAGAAUUCCAAAGAAGAGAGAGAUGCUACACGAGCAAGCCUGAAAGAUCUUCAGCUGCAGCUUGAUGAAAGUGUACGUGAGAAGGAAGCCUUGAAAAAGCAGCUGGAGGAAAAUGAGAAGGACCUCAGGCAAAACCUGGAGGAGCUUUUUCAAGUGAAGAUGGAGCAGGAACAGCACCAGACUGAGAUCAGAGAUCUUCAGGACCAGCUCUCUGAGAUGCAUGAUGAACUGGAUAAUGCAAAACAUACUGAUCAAGGGGAGAAAGAGAUUCUGAUUGAGGAGCUGAUGCAAAUGAAGCAGGAUCUGCAAGAAGUACUAAUAGCAAAAGAUCAACAGGAAGAGAUCUUGAGAAAGAGAGAGAGAGAGCUUACAGCUUUAAAAGGAGCACUUAAAGAAGAAGUAUCCAGCCAUGACAUGGAGAUGGACAAAGUUAAGGAGCAACACGAUAAAGAAUUGCUCGAUCUACGGCAGAGCCUGGAGAAAGCAACAGAGAGUGCUGCUGUCCUUGAAGGUGAAAGAAAUGCUGCACAAGAGGAGAGAAAUAGUAUAGAAAAUCGAGUCAAGGAGCUGACUGAGGAAAACGAGCAGUUGAAGAGAAAAGUUACUGAGUUAGAGAGUAAAAUUGAGGAGUUGCACAAACAAAUUGAUAAUAUCAAAGGAGAAGAAAAUUUAGCGAAGGAAAAAUUAAAGACAUAUGAGGAGGAGAAGAAACAAUUGGAAGAAGCUUUGAAAUGCGCUGAGAAGGAGGCGAAAGAAUUGGUAGCGUUAAAAUUGGCUUUGGAAAGCCAACUAGAAGAUAUGCAGGAGAACACCCGUUGUAUUUCACAGGAAAGGCAACAGUUAACUCAGCAAUUAAAGGAUGAAACUCAGCAGAAGGAACAGUUAAAGCAGAUAAAGACUGAAAUGGAGAAUGAACGAUGGCAACUAAACAAGACUGUUGAGAAGUUACAGGAGGAGAUGUCUGAAAUGGUAGAGAUCUCAAGAACAUCAGCUCUGGAGCUUCAGAGCCAGCUUGAUGAAUACAAGGAGAAAAAUCGCAGGGAAUUUGCAGAUCUGCAGAGGCAAUUAAAGGAGAAGAACCUGGAGGUAGAAAAAUCACGCCUGAUGACCAUAAGGAUGCAAGAUGAGAUGCGUCUUAUGGAAGAAAACUUGAGGGACCACCAGAGAGCUCAGGAUGAGGCAAUAACAAAAACUCAGUUGCUGGAACAGACUGUGAAGAGCUUGGAGUAUGAACUGGAAGCCAAAAACCACUUAAAAGACGAUCGGGCAAGACAAAUCAAACUAAUGGAGGACAAGUUGUCUAACCUGGAACUUGAGCUUGAUGAAGAAAAGACUAAUUCAGAUUUGUUGUCUGAGAGGAUCAGCAGAUGCAGAGAACAGAUUGAACAAAUGAGGACAGAGCUGCUUCAGGAAAGAGCUAUAAAGCAAGACUUGGAGUGUGACAAAAUUUCGUUGGAAAGACAGAACAAAGACCUGAAGAGCCGAAUCCUUCACCUGGAGGGUUCUUACCGGUCCAGUAAAGAGGGACUUGUUGCUCAAAUGGAAGCAAGGAUCACAGAGCUGGAAGAGCGACUUGCAAAUGAAGAAAGGGAUAGAGCGAAUUUCCAACUAAGUAACCGCAGACUUGAGAGAAAAGUGAAGGAGUUAAUGUUGCAAGUAGAUGAUGAACAUCUGUCACUGACUGAUCAGAAGGACCAGUUGAGUUUGCGUUUGAAAGCAAUGAAACGUCAGGUGGAAGAAGCUGAAGAAGAAAUCGACAGAUUGGAGAGCACGAAAAAGAAACUUCAGAGAGAACUUGAAGAGCAACUCGACAUAAAUGAACAGUUGCAAGGACAGCUUAACACUGCAAAGAAAGAGUUAAGUAGACUGAAGAAGUCACCAAGUAAAGUGUUGGCUGAUUCUGAUGAUGAUGACGACGACGAUGACGAUGAUUUCAGCACAGAUGGUGACAGUCUCUGUGAAGUACCUUCAGGAAAUAACUUUUCAAAAGAUGAUGACACAAAAAUCUAAAUAAUUAAUGAUGUGAUUCCUUGAAAGUACUGGAAGAAUAACAUAAAUUAUCAAGAAACUGGAUGUUCUAGAAGCCAAAUGACAUAAAGGGAUAUAAAAGAGUUGGGAAUAUAAUGUUUCCAUCCAUACUGUGCCAUUUUCUUAUUUAGAUCUCCACUGUUUAUUAUAGGAUUGCUUUAUAAAACAGCUAUAAAACACAAGAUGUAUAUAGCAGCUACUGAAAACACAGGGAUAAUGUUUCAUAUUGGAAAUGGGAUUUUGCUAAAAUUCUGUUUAAGUAAAAAGCCAUUUGAAAGUAAUUCAAAAUUAGUUUUUAGUUAUUAAAAGCUUUUCCCUAAAAUUAAGGAAACCACAGAAGAUUAUUUAAUAAUUGUAAGUAGGGGGAAAUGAUGUAUAAAAUGUAAAUAUUUUAAACUUGAUCUUUUUAUUGACUACUUUAGUACUAUUUUGUAAAGUUUCUAAUAUUAUAUAAAUCAGUUUGAUAUGUAAAGUCCUUAAAUUUAUAUUGAAUGCUAUAUUUGAGUUCUCAGUAAGAGGAAAACAAAUGAAAAUGAAUACUUUUUGUGCAUUACAGAGCAGAUUCACAGUUCCUGGGCCAGGAAGUACAUUUUAAAAACCAGUGGAAGUUUUAUUGUAUGUUCUGUAUGUUAGAGGUCAAAUGUUAAUCCUGCCUGUUGACUUUAAAAGGACCAGCACGUCUGCAUGAUGAGAGAGGCCUGCCUACAACUUCCUCAUCCACUUCAGUUGGGAAGCUUUCUGUUCUUCGUAGGGAAGGGUGAGAAUGAUGGCAGUUAUUACUUGGUAUCUUUCAUUUCCUGAAAGGAAGUCAGUCCUACCAGAGGCAGAAUGUUAAAUCAGCAGCCUGCUGAUUUGAGGACAUUGGGACAGUCUUAUCUUCAAGUUUUUAAAGAGUCCCCCUUGUUUCAGUAAAAUUCGUUGUGGUCUUUGAAUUAAAUACAUGUUUAAAUCUGUUCAGUAAUUGAUACCAAAAUUUUAUGCUUGCUUGCAAGAAAUUGCACCAGGGAAACACAAAACAUGUAACCUGAUUUUUAUUGAGCAUCUGUUUGUGAUAUAUUGCAGUGUGUGGUCAUAUUUGCAGAUAUAUAUUAGUAUUUCAGUUUACAGAAGUAUUUUGGGCGAUCCAUCUAUUCAACAAACUUUGUGGGAAUUUUAAAAGAAAGAGCAUUGAAGAUUUUAUUUUAUAAACAUUUUCCAUUUUGUUGCUAAAAAUAUUUUUUUGCCACUUAUAUCACACUAGACUGGUUUUGCUCCUUUGCAAAUCUAGGAUUCUAUGGAAGGGGCACUACUACAAUAGUUAGGUCUUGUCCAUUUUUUAGUAUUUGUCCCCAGUUACAGGUUAGUGAGCACUUCUUCACUCAUUCAGUCAAGAAAUAGUGUAAUUGUAAAAAAUACUUUGAACUGAAGUCGCUGGGAGCCUCCAGUAUUCCCACAAAGGAAUCCACUGAAGAGAGCAAAUUUAACAGCUCUGAAAGUGAGGCUGAUAGACUGGGUUAGGGCAAAACUCCUGACAAUGGCAGGAUCCCUUUUCAUGCAGUUACGUGGAAGGAAGCUCCUGCCUGCGGGAAAUAUAUUCGUGCAUAGCAGAUCACAGACUCUUUUGCCAUGGAAUUCCCUUCAACUUGAGUUUGAUCAUUUGAAUUAUAUGGGAAAUAAUAUGAAUGGCAUAGUUGUAAUACUGUCUCUGUAUUUUGUAUGUGUUCAAGUAGCAAACAACGUGUAUUUUUUGCAGUAGCUUUACUGUUUUGACAACACUGAAACAGCCUUUUGUCCAAGGAGACCUGCACUACACUGUACUGACAAUCAUCAGAGAACGUCCUGUGAUUUAUAUGUUGUUGUUUCAUUUGCAUGUUUAUGUAGACUUACCUUUAAACAACUGAUUCCAACCCCCAGAACUUUAUCCUACAAUGUUCAUAGAUGACUCUUAUUUCAAACCACUGGAAGAAAAUCACUUAAUAUUGCAUCUACCUCCAGUUACACUAAACUGUAAACUAAAAUUCACUUAAAAUAAACAGUCAGCUCUCUCA